GAUGGCAGGGAAAGGAAGUGAGAGAUAGAGACAGACACAGUGAGAGUGAGUGAGAGACAGAGUGAGUGAGGCAGUGAGAAAGGAAUAUCACUGUACUCAGUAAUCGUCAGGAAGAGUUUGUUGGAGCAGCACGACACAGUGCGCCUUGAAAAAUUUGGGAAGUUUCCAAAAAGGAUCCUUUAUAAACUCGUCACCUUAAUGUCGGGACUGCUGAAUAUUGCCCCACCGAUGCUAUGGUUACCUUUAUCACGGUGUUACAGGUGAAUCUAGUGAUGUCAAUCCUUAUGUACGUGAUAUUCCUCACGUACCUCUACUGCGUCUCUAUAACUGCCAUGAACAAGCAGCGUCCCACGCAGGACCCCAUCAACACACUCAUUGUCAAGCUGCUGCAGGCUGACAUAAGCCGCAGCCGACAGCGGCAAGAUGAGGGGAACCAGAACACACCCAUGCUCACUUCUCUCAAUGCACCUACAGAUACCGAAUACCCCCAGAACAUCAGCCCAUCUGCCUAUCAGUCUAAGAGGGCUAUGGCUGAUGAGCUGUUGAGGCAGCACAAGCGCUACAACUCACCGCGAGUGUUACUGAGUGAGAGGCCACCCCUGCAACCCCCACCACUAUACCUCAUGGAUGACUUUGAGGGUGCUCGGGAGACUCAGAGCACCAAUAAGACGCGCCAGAAGCGUUAUGCCGAGCACAAGAGCUACCGUGGUGAGUACUCAGUAUGUGACAGCAAGAGCCAUUGGGUGACAGACAAGACCAUGGCGGUGGACAUCCAUGGCAACGAGGUUUCGGUGCUUACAGAGGUCAAGAUACAACAAUUGACUAUGAAGCAAUACUUUUACGAGACAACCUGCCAGAACAGCAAGCCAAUUAAGAGUGGCUGCCGAGGCAUAGAUGACAAGCACUGGAACUCUCAGUGCAAAACCUCACAGACGUACGUACGUGCCCUCACCAAGUACAACAACAAGACGAACUGGAGCUGGAUACGGAUAAACACCUCAUGCGUUUGCGCACUUUCACGCAAACACCGCAGGACGUAAAAAUAAAGAAAACUAAUCCAUUGUCUUUCUGUUUUACCCUGGGAGGUUGUAAAUAUGAUUAUAAAUUAUUAUUUAAGUUAUAUGAAAUAAAUGUAGUCUAUACAUGUUUAUAUGAUGUAUAAAUAUAUUUGUGUUAUUUAUUUAAGUUGCUAUCUAAGCAUAUUCUAAAAAGAGAGACAUGGAUGGACUUAAGAUGACUUAAGACAUACAAUGCCACUAAGCUAAAAGGGUAUGUAAAACUAUGUGCCUUGCUUAAACAUCUUCACCAACAGUCAGAGGACAUAUCACUCCUUUGGACCUAAAUCCUGGGAUCAGCUGCAAUUGAAGUAUAAACUUUAAUGUUUAAAGGUUUUAUGCUCAGAAAAGGGUACAUUCAACAAUCACAUCCUCAUCACUCAUCGACAGUAUUGUUCCAGUCUAUGCUACUGAUAUUGUGCUGUCAGUAUGUCUGGGAAAAAGAAGUCAUAGUUCAGAUGAUCUCAUUCACUUUGAAUAAAUAUGCCACAGAGCAUAUGAGAUAUAUGUGUAUCGCAAAAUGCAUGGAAUAAUUAAGAAAUAUAUAUUUUUGUAUAACUCAUCUACAUGUGCACAGAAUGCAAUGCAUAUGGGUGUACUGGUCAUACAAACCUAUGUACAGAAAAAAAAAAUUGUUAACAGCAAAUAUCUGAAACAUUGCACCCCUGAAGAUUAACAGUACAGCAAUGAACCCAAGAAGUGGAGUCCAAUAUUUCUCAUAUACUUGUAGGGAGUCUAUUUAAAAGGUGGAUAUAUGUGAAACUAUAUCAAUGAUUGAUAUAUUGCCUCUGAUCACAAUAAUAAUACAAUCAUUGUUCAACCUUUCACAUUCCUUUACCACAUAAAACCUAGUUUACCAGAGACUAAGCCUCUGACACAGUUCACUCCAGAGCACAGUUGCUCUGUUGUCAAUGAUAUACUGCUGCCAAUGGUUCAAUUUCUGCUAUAACUAUAGCAGCAAGCCACUAAAAAUUGCCACUAAACUAGCUGUUAUUAAUGACAAAAUUACCCAGAGGAGUAAAGCUGUACUAAGUUAGUGUACAUACUGGGAUUUGAAUACCAUUGAAAGGGUUUGCCUUUCUUGGGGUUAUUUUAAGGAAAACAAGAAAACUUGCUGAUUUCUCUCCCUUUUUGGUAGGUGACACAUUAAAUAUGUCGAAGCAGUCUCUUGAUACCAGUAGGGUUUCGUUCUUAGUACCUUACCAUCACCUCUGAGACAAAUGGGUUUUUUUUCCCAACAGUUUUUCUUGUUUCUCUUUGCUAUGCUGUUACAUAGUUUUUAUAUAUAUAAAAAAUGAUAAAAAAUUGUCUAUCUUUUAUUUUACAAGGUCAUCUGAUUACCAAAAAGUUUCUCUUUGGAACUGGGUAUAUUAAUAUAAAACUGGUUGCAAUAGCUUAAAUUACUUGUCUGUCCUGUCCUAACCUAUGACUGUUCACUCUAUACCUCAAAUAAGCAUAUACAAUCACAACAGAUGUCUUUUUAAUCAAGUCCUAAAAGCUUGAUCCAGUUUGAAUCAUGCUGUGGUUGUUACGACCAACAGGUUGUACAUUGGGGAACCAUUUAUGAAACAAACUGUUUGAAUCCCAGGCUUGUUUUUUUUCUUUAACUACACAUAAAUAAAAGAUCUCGUGCCCUUUAAAAGAAAGGGUCCAUUUUACAACAAAUAGUUCCUACAUCUAGGCGAUGUACAACCUAGAAUUUAAGACUUCCAGAUGUUACCUUUUUUAAUAUACCCCUGGCUCUUUUAGAGGAUAUACAGACAGGUUGCCACCAUGUUAUCAUCCUGAACACCAGUUCCACAUGUGCAUAACGAGAUAAUUACGAUAGUAUCCCAGUCAGACUAUAUACACUUCAAUAUGUUGUUGUUUCUCAUUGGACAUUUUGUAUUUGUAUUUUUAUUUUCGAUUAUUAGAGAAAAAGUGUCCAAAAAUAUUUUGCAUUUAUGAGGACUUGAGUGACAGUAAAAGAGCAAGAAGCUGGUGCUUUACAGCACAGGGGUCAGCUAUGCUUAAACAGGUCCAUCUUGGUUUCUCAGGUGACUGUAAUAACAGUCCCAAAACAUCCCAUAGGGUCAUGGAAGAGACCCUUUACCCUAUAAAGCCAUUUGAAAAAGUACUACUGCAGUGUCCUAUAAAUUUUUAAAGGUUUUUAAGGAUGUUUCAGAGAAAGGUCUUCAUCAGCUACGCAUGCAAAGUGCUUGGA
Messenger RNA from Ictalurus furcatus (blue catfish), 3258 nucleotides. RefSeq names its product neurotrophin 3 (gene ntf3). NCBI's taxonomy places the organism in Eukaryota, Metazoa, Chordata, Actinopteri, Siluriformes, Ictaluridae. The record is from RefSeq and is a predicted model, not a curated record. Gene Ontology annotation, biological process: positive regulation of peptidyl-serine phosphorylation; nerve development; neuron projection morphogenesis. The coding region runs from base 234 to 1040 and encodes 268 amino acids. The transcript is spliced from 2 exons. Gene Ontology annotation, molecular function: growth factor activity; nerve growth factor receptor binding.